Messenger RNA from Nerophis lumbriciformis (worm pipefish), 1053 nucleotides. The record is from RefSeq and is a predicted model, not a curated record. NCBI's taxonomy places the organism in Eukaryota, Metazoa, Chordata, Actinopteri, Syngnathiformes, Syngnathidae.
AUGGCGCUCAGGGGACAUCUGCUACGACUCGCCCGCACUCGGGCACUCGCAGGCGGCCAGCCCAGCCGAGCGCAGUCGGUGGCCGUACUGGGAGCACCAUUCUCACGCGGACAGAAAAGAAGAGGCGUGGAACACGGACCUAAAGUCAUCAGGAAUGCGGGACUCAUCGAGCGUCUCUCCGGUUUAGAUUAUGCUGUGCACGACUUUGGCGAUCUCAGUUUCCACUACCCAGAGAUCGAUGAACCCUACAUGAACGUCAAGUCCCCUCGCACAGUGGGCGCUGCAACAAAGAAGCUAUCAGGCGCUGUAAGCAGAGCGGUGGGCGCCGGCCACACCCUGGUCAUGCUAGGCGGGGACCACAGCCUUGGUAUUGGAUCAGUAGCAGGCCACGCCCAACAGUGUCCUAACUUGUGUGUAAUCUGGGUUGACGCUCAUGCUGACGUGAACACUCCUAUGACCUCACCGUCUGGGAAUCUCCACGGUCAGCCGGUGGCGUUCCUACUGAAAGAACUACAAGAUAAGAUGCCGGUUCUACCAGGGUUCUCGUGGGUGAAGCCAUUCCUCUCCUGCAGCGAUCUGGUGUAUAUCGGACUUCGAGAUGUGGACCCUGGCGAGUACCACAUUAUGAAGAACUUGGGGAUCCAGUACUUCACCAUGAGGGAUAUCGACAGACUUGGCAUCCAGAGGGUGACGGAGGUCGCUCUCGAUCACGUGCUGGCAAGAAAAGAAAGACCCAUCCACUUGAGCUUCGACAUCGAUGUGUUCGAUCCAUCUUUGGCUCCUGCUACGGGAACACCGGUGAACGGAGGAUUGACCUAUAGGGAGGGCAUCUACAUCACAGAGGAAGUUCACAAUACAGGUCUGCUUUCGGUCAUGGACCUUGUGGAAGUGAACCCCAUGGUGGGGGCGACCCGGGCUGCAGUGGAAGCCACCGCCUCGCUGGCCGUUGAUGUCAUCGCGUCGUCCCUGGGGCAGACGAGAGAAGGUGCCCACAGGGUCAUUGAUGAGAUCCCCUCAGCAAAAGAAGAUGACACAGAGCAGCUCUGCCUCUGA